Messenger RNA from Colletotrichum aenigma, 489 nucleotides. RefSeq lists its product as uncharacterized. The transcript is spliced from 4 exons. Bases 1 to 489 code for a protein of 162 amino acids. The record is from RefSeq and is a predicted model, not a curated record. Lineage: Eukaryota; Fungi; Ascomycota; Sordariomycetes; Glomerellales; Glomerellaceae.
AUGGUCUCAUCACACUUUGGCCCUGCACUUGCUACCGAUAUCGAGACUCGCUGGUGUCUCCGGUGCUUGAAGUGGUACGCCGGCAAAUCCAAGAACAACCGCGGGCAAGAGUGCCAGGAGCUUGAUUUCACGUGCAGCGGAGCUUCGGGAGAAGACAGAUGUGAGCGGUGCGUCAAGUUGGGAAAGUGCCUUAUCAUCCCUCCGUCGCAGUGGCUUCGCGCCCAAAAUGUCAUCGCUCGUCGUCGCGCAAUCUUGGAGUUGCGCCAGCUUCAUCCCGACGCGGAGAUCAGCCCCGACGAUACUAGCGCUGUAGUGCGCGCCCUUGCAGCUGUCCAGUCUGGCACCGAGAAUUACUACAGCCGACUCGAGAAGAACGAUGAUAAGGACGAUGAUAGCGACAGCGAUGAUGCCCACGAACACGACGUCCACACCGGCUCCUUACCCGCCGAUGCUGAUACACUCGUCCUCGACGCUCCGUGCCUACCGUGA